Sungouiella intermedia is the source of this 657-nucleotide messenger RNA. Lineage: Eukaryota; Fungi; Ascomycota; Pichiomycetes; Serinales; Metschnikowiaceae. The record is from the annotation of a GenBank genome assembly.
AUGACUGUGGUCUCGCACGAGACUUUCCAUGCCAAAGUUGCAGUGUUCCGGAUUCCUCCAGGGGAAAAUUCGCUGAAGAAAUGGAACACAUCCGCCGAAAAUAUCGUGUGGAAGGGCCAUCUAAGACUCUGCGAGCAAGAGGUCUCCGAUGCUGGCGACACGGCCGCUUCCAGCGCCUUUGAAGGGCUCAGGCUCAAACUUGAAUUAUACAACCCGGAAGUGAUCACGCAGCUUCUGGAGGAUUUUGUCGAAUUGGAGAGUGAUGUUCCAUGGGCUGAAGUUUGGUAUAAUCCGUUCAGCGAGUCGGAUAUGCACUAUAAAAUCUCCAACGACGGCUCUGAAACUAUUCAGGUAUCGCCUACAUCUUCUAGAAACUAUAAGAUCAUCGCACAGCUACCGGGAGCAGGUUACCAUCCGUUGGACUCUGGUGAAGAUACGAAAGGGUGCAUUUUACAGAUUGCACUUGGACUUCGUUUCGAAGACGAGUUCACUGCAAUUCUGUUCGCUGAGACGUUGGCCACUUAUAGACGGCGCUUCCGGAACUAUCAGGAUAAGUUUCUGUACGAUAAGCAUUUGGUUACUUCAGAACAAAAUCUUGGAGAACCUAAAGAUUCCUGUGGAGGAGCUGAGAGAACCAACACCAAUUUCGGACUUUGA